AUGGCUUCGAGUGGCUCACCUCGCGAAAGGCGCGGAGCUUCACCGUCAGGCAACGCUACAGAGAAGCACGACAGCUUCAGCAGAACUCCGGCAAGCCAUCGAUUGUCUGCCAAGUCGUCCAUGACCAAGAACUCGUCUCCAGCUGCAAAGUCUGAUGGUGCCACUGCCAUUCGGGCCUCGCGUCUUCAGGGCUCGCCACAGGAGGUUCGCAAGCCAUCAAGCACCAUGGAAGACAUCCUCGCCAACUUGAAGCUUAAUGACUCUCGAAAGAUGACACCCAAAGCCAGCCAGCUCAACAACACCAAGGCCAAGGACGAUGCUAAGUUCGACAAGCUUGUUGCCAACCUUCAGGAGCAGAACGAUGCUCUCAAAGAACAAGGCCGUGAGUUGAAAGAGGACACUCGGUCCAACAACCAGAAACCCAGUGACAAUUCGUCGUCUUCUGGACGCUACACCGAGUCCUUCGCAGUCAUCUCUAGCUCUGGCUCGGAACAAGGCAGUCGCUACGAUAUCGCUGAAAUGCUGCGCAUCAAACAAGAGCUCCACGCUGCCAAAACCGUCAUCUCGCGCCAGGAACAAGAACUUGCAGAGACUCGCAACCUCAAGCACACUAUGGAACAGGCUAUUGGUUCCUCUGAGCAUGACUACGCUCAGCACGACAUCUCAGAGCAGACCAUCGGUCACCUCCAGAGUGCUUUCAAUGCCUCCGCUCGUCCAUUUACUUCGAAGAAUGUCGCCUGGCGCGGACCGGAUAAGGCCCGGUCUGACUCAGACUUCUCUUCUGCAAGUAUGAAUCCCCGCAACUGGGAGCAGGUUUCAGGAAACGUCCAUGGAUACAACAACAACCUCAACAGCAUGAUGGGCACUCAGCGAAGCCAGCAGUUCCCGGGUCCAUACCAGCAGGGUCCGAUGGACACAGACUCUUAUGCUGCUCAGCGAUCCUUCUCAAGUUCUUCAUCCUCCCUCGGCUACGAUGCUCGUCAUGCUAAGGAUAUGGCGAUGUACGGUCUCAACCCUCUUGGACGACGCAACACUCAGUUGCGUGGCAAUCCCAACAUGUUGGACCAGCUCUCUCUUGGCCCUCUCGGCAACUCUGGAAUCUCGCCACCCAUCAGUCCGCUCAGCAUCGAUGAGCAGUUCGCUUUGGCUCAGCAGGCUAGCAUGGGUCUGCAGCCAUCUCCGGUCACACCAGGCUUCCCUGCUCCACAAGGUCCAGGUCAAGGCUGGCUAGGUCCGCCAUUGGCUGGUAAUCAGACCUAUGUCACCCCCCUCGAGCCUAUGAACUAUCGCCGCCUCCUGGAUAAGUCUGUGUCAUGUGACUGGAAGUACAUUGUCGACAAGAUUGUCUGCAACAACGACCAGCAGGCCUCGAUCUUCCUGCAGCAGAAAUUGAAGGUCGGUACAGCUGAGCAAAAGUUCGACAUUGUUGAAGCUAUUGUGAACCAAGCAUACCCACUGAUGGUGAAUCGUUUUGGCAACUUCCUCGUCCAACGCUGCUUCGAGCACGGCACACCAGAACAAGUCGUCGCCAUUGCUGAGGCUAUCCAUGGCAAUGUCAUUGCACUUAGCAUGGAUCCUUUCGGUUGUCACGUCAUCCAGAAAGCCUUCGACUCUGUACCUGAGGAGCACAAGGCUGACAUGGUUCGAGAGUUGCUUCGACGCAUCCCUGACACUGUCAUCCAUCGCUAUGCUUGUCACGUCUGGCAGAAGUUGUUUGAGCUUCGUUGGUCAGGCGAGCCGCCACAGAUCAUGGUCAAAGUCAACGAGGCUCUCCAAGGCAUGUGGCACGAGGUUGCUCUGGGUGAGACUGGCAGUCUCGUCGUUCAGAACAUCUUCGAAAACUGCGUUGAAGAAGAGAAGCGUCCUGCCAUUGAAGAAGUCAUCACCAAUAUCGACCUCAUCGCUCACGGUCAAUUCGGCAAUUGGUGCAUUCAGCACCUUUGCGAGCAUGGCUCGCCUCCCGAUAAGCGUCGUGUCAUCGAUCACAUUCUCACCAACUCGUACAACUACAGCAUUGACCAAUUCGCUUCUAAAGUCGUCGAAAAAUGCCUCAAGAUCAGUGGAAUGGAUUUCUUGGAUCGCUAUCUUGGUGUUAUCACUACCGCUCGUCCAGACCGUCCUCGAAUUCCGCUCAUAGACAUUGCUGGCGACCAAUAUGGCAACUACCUGAUUCAAUGGAUCUUGAUGAAUGCUCAUCAUCAUCAACGCGAACAGGUCGCUGUCCACAUCCGGAAGCACAUGGUUUCUCUUCGUGGGUCCAAGUUCGGCUCCCGUGUGGCGAUGCUCUGCUGCAACCCAGGUAUGGCGACCCGUCCAGGACCUGCACCCGUUGCCAACCCGUACGGUGCUCCCGGCCAGUCACGCAAUGGAUGGACUCGCGGCUUUCGAGUUGUCUGA
Messenger RNA from Cyphellophora attinorum, 2397 nucleotides. RefSeq names its product Meiotic coiled-coil protein 2. Gene Ontology annotation, cellular component: cytoplasm. The record is from RefSeq and is a predicted model, not a curated record. The transcript is spliced from 4 exons. Gene Ontology annotation, biological process: post-transcriptional regulation of gene expression. The coding region runs from base 1 to 2397 and encodes 798 amino acids. Gene Ontology annotation, molecular function: mRNA 3'-UTR binding. Lineage: Eukaryota; Fungi; Ascomycota; Eurotiomycetes; Chaetothyriales; Cyphellophoraceae.